This is a messenger RNA of Uloborus diversus, 6148 nucleotides long. It is a transcript of the gene Hcf, whose product is annotated as host cell factor 2-like. The coding region runs from base 1 to 4425 and encodes 1474 amino acids. Gene Ontology annotation, molecular function: transcription coactivator activity; protein binding. The transcript has 24 exons. NCBI's taxonomy places the organism in Eukaryota, Metazoa, Arthropoda, Arachnida, Araneae, Uloboridae. The record is from RefSeq and is a predicted model, not a curated record. Gene Ontology annotation, biological process: chromatin remodeling; regulation of DNA-templated transcription. Gene Ontology annotation, cellular component: histone methyltransferase complex.
AUGGCGGCACCCAUACUGAAGUGGAAGCGGGUAACAAACACAACUGGACAAGCUCCUAGGCCCCGACAUGGUCAUCGAGCAGUUGCUAUUAAAGAUCUAAUGAUUGUUUUUGGUGGUGGUAAUGAAGGAAUAGUUGAUGAACUUCAUGUAUAUAACACAACAAGCAACCAGUGGUUUAUUCCUCCUGUUAAGGGAGACAUACCACCUGGAUGUGCAGCUUAUGGAUUUGUUUGUGAUGGUACUCGUCUGUUAGUUUUUGGUGGCAUGGUUGAAUAUGGCAAGUACUCUAAUGAAUUGUAUGAACUCCAAGCCAGCAGGUGGGAAUGGAAAAGAUUGAAGCCAAGAACUCCAAAAAAUCAGCCACCUCCAUGCCCUCGUCUCGGACACAGUUUUACCCUUAUUGGAAACAAAGUAUAUUUGUUUGGAGGUCUGGCAAACGACAGUGAUGAUCCUAAGAAUAAUAUUCCAAGGUAUUUAAAUGACUUGUAUACAUUAGAAUUGCGUUCUUACUCCAAUUCCAUGAUGUGGGACAUUCCACAGUACUGUGGCCAACCUCCCCCUCCAAGAGAAUCUCAUACGGCAGUGGCUUACACUGGUAAAAGUGAUAAGCAUGCUAGGCUGAUAGUGUAUGGUGGAAUGAGUGGAUGUAGGUUGGGAGACCUAUGGCAGUUGAAUAUAGAUACAAUGACAUGGUCUAAACCCGUUGUUCAAGGUCUUUCACCUCUUCCACGCAGUCUUCAUUCAGCCACGUUAAUUGGUCACCGUAUGUUGGUUUUUGGUGGAUGGGUUCCUUUAGUUAUGGAUGACAACAAAGCAGCUGCACAUGAAAAGGAGUGGAAGUGCACAAAUACUCUAGCAUCUUUAAAUUUGGAAACUAUGACUUGGGAAGCACUUGCAAUGGAUGGGUUUGAAGAUGCUGUUCCACGUGCUAGAGCUGGACACUGUUCUGUUGCGAUAAAUUCUCGCUUGUACAUCUGGAGUGGACGGGACGGAUAUCGGAAAGCAUGGAAUAACCAGGUGUGUUGUAAAGAUCUGUGGUUUUUGGAAACCGAAAAACCUUCUUCGCCAUCUCGAGUUCAGCUCAUACGAGCUUCAACCAACUCAUUGGAAGUUCAUUGGGGCUCUGUUCCAACAGCGGACUCUUAUCUAUUGCAACUUCAGAGGUACGACAUGCCCCCUACUUCUCCACAGAUGCCAGGGACUGGCUGCGCUCCAACUCCUACGUCGCCAGUUACAACCGCUCCCUUGACUCCUGUGCAGUCGCAGAGUACGCCAUCUAUUGCCAACACUCAAAAUCAACCUGCAGUUGCAACAUCUCUUCUUGCUUCACCAACACCUGCAGUGACAACUGCACAAGCCCAAACUCUGGUUCGGUUAGCAAUGAAUCCUGUAAGCACUCAAGCCGCAAAACCUGGGACUCUUACUGUGAUGCAGUCUCGAAAUUCUCUUCCUACCCAGCAAAUCAGAGUCGUUACUCAAACACCAACUGGUACACAUGUAGUACGUCCUUUGGUGACAAAUGCAGUGUCAACUUCCUCUACCACACCUGUUACAACCAUGAGUGGAAUGGCUGCGUUAGCUGCUGCAGCAGCUGCUACACAGAAAAUUACUACCACCACCACUACAACAGCUAUGAGCAACAUUCGAGUUGUUUCACCUUCUAUUAUCAAUCAACAAGGAAUUAAGCUUAGUUCUGUUGCAGGUCUAACUGGACAAACUGUUCGUAUGGGUUCACCAGGAACUCUUUUGAAACAAGGAACUCAAGUCACUACUGCAGGAGGCAAACAAAUCAUUGUCCAAAAAGCAACUGGUGCAGGCAACCAACCGCAAAUAGUUACAUUAGUUAAAACAAGUCAAGGUGUGACUGUUGCAGCCGCAAAAGGGGGCCUCCCACAAGGUGCAACAAUUGUGAAGUUGGUUACGACACAAGCUAAUGCAAGUGGCACUAAACAAGCUACUUCUGUUUUAUCUUCUCAGCCAAAUACUAGCCAAGCUACAAUUUUGGGCAUACAGUCUAUGACUUCACAAGGUUUGCUUGGGCAAAAAGUUCUCAGGACUCUACCCACAAACAUCAUUAGUGUUGCUAAGCCAUCGGGAACAAACACCAGUACAGUGUCUACCGUGUCCUCAUCACCUAAACAAACAUUUGUUAUAGCAUCUCCAGGCACAGGAAAAACUGGCACCCCUGCUAAAAUUAUUUCUUCUGUUCCAAAAUUGGGCGGGUCACCUGCUUCAAUUAUUGUUUCUUCUGCUUCCAGUGGUGUUAAAUCCGUUUUGUCAACCGUAUCAUCUGAUUCUAAUAAAGUGAAAACUACUGGAUCAGUUAAUGUACUGCCUCUUGGAGGUGCAACUCCUCUCAAUACAAUAACAACACCAUCAGGUGUGAAAAUGAUAGUUGUUUCAUCAUCUGGUUUAACAUCAUCUGGACAGCAAGCGAUCACGAUUAUAACUACAGCAUCUACAUCAGGGUCUCAAGUUCUUCAUACAACAGCAUCCCCCAUUACUCUCACUAUGCCAACAUCAGCUCUUGGAAGUAAAGUAAGCAGUAUUACUAUACCUGCAAAAAGUCUCACUAGCCAAAGUUCAAAUCAAAGUUCUAAUAGCCAAGUAGUGAAUCCAGGAGCUCAAAUCCUUGCGUUACCUGCACAAGGUAUUCUUUCUGGUGGAGCGCUUCAAGCAAAACAAACUGUAGUGGGUGGUCAAAAAAUUCUUACUCUUGUACCACCCAGCUCAACUACAGCAAUAUCUGAGGCUAGCUCAGAAAAUUCUGAAACUACAGAUGCCUCCAAUUCCUUGUUGGGAAAAACAGAACAGCCUUCUUUGUUAAUUUCAGACAAUACUUUAAGCGUGUGUCAAGGUAAUGGAACUAAACGGACACUUGAAAGUCCAUCUGGAGAAAUAAGUGAAGCAAAAAAAAUUUGUCUAGAUGGUGUGCAUUGUGGUGAGGACGAUAAUGUAUCAACAGUUCCAAAAUCAGAUCCACUAAGUGAAAUUACUGAAAAUAAUGAUGAGCAUAGGACUAAUUCUCUUAAUCAGUGUUUAGAUGGUAUUCAUUGUGGCGAGGCGGAUGUUAUACAAAAGAAAUCUUCAAAAGUGUGUGAUGACGGAAUUCAUUGUGGAACGGAUGAUGAAGAUGAAGUUAAUGAUGGGGAGAAAAUGGACACUUCAAAUUCUAAACAGGUGUGUUCAGAUGGAAUCCAUUGUGGAACAGAUGAUGAAGAUGAAAAAGCAACCAGCAGUGAAGCAUUUGUUGAGGCUAAGAAUGAUGCAGAAAAUUUUGCAAACAAUUCUACGACUGGUGGUGAAAAUACCAAAGGUGAUCCAUCAUCAAAUCAAACUCCAGAUUCAAGCUCUCAAGCGCAAUCUCAGUUGGAGCCUGCACAGUGCCAAUCAGCUUUGACUUUAGAAGAGCCUGGUGCUCAGCCACCUGCUCAGAUGUGUGCUGAUGAUCCUCCCGCACGAUCAGAAGUCAACGCAUCUGAUUCUUCCGCUGAAGUGUCCAAAAAUUCUGCUAGACAGUCAUUAGUUACACUUUCUGCUGCAGCCAUUUCUUCUGGUAGUCCAUUCUCACCAGUCAUCGCAAAGAAGGAUGUUUUGCUCCCUAAUAACCAACUUACCAACAACAGUAUUGACAGUUCUGACAUAUCAAGUUUAAACCUGAAAGUUGACCUUUCUUUGAUUAAACAGGAAUGUACCACUCCUGUGAAAUCAGAAGAAACUCCUAAAAGAGAAAAUCAAUGGUAUGAUGUUGGAAUUUUUAAAGAAUGCUGUGGUUUGGUUUCACAUUUUUAUCUUCCUCCUGAACCCAGUGAUAAAAAAGAUUCAGAUUCAGACUCAGUGCCAGAUCUCUCUAGCCUCAAGAAGCGAGAAUUACAGCCAGGAACUGCCUAUAAAUUUAGGGUGGCUGCAAUUAAUGCUUGUGGUCGAGGUCCUUGGAGUGAAGUAUCAGCAUUCAAGACAUGUUUGCCCGGUUAUCCUGGAGCACCCUCUGCUAUAAAAAUCAGCAAGAGUAACGAUGGAGCGCACCUGUCAUGGGAAGCACCUCAGACUACUUCGGGAGAAAUAACAGAAUACUCUGUUUAUCUUGCAAUGAGGUCAGCAACGACGGGUGGUCAAGGGGACAGCAAACAAACAGUGACAUCCAACACAUCCCAACUGGCAUUCGUUCGUGUAUACUGUGGCCCAGAACCAUCUUGUACAGUCAGUGGUACACAUCUAUCAUCUGCUCACAUUGACAUGACGACAAAACCUGCAAUCAUCUUCCGCAUCGCUGCACGUAAUGAAAAGGGCUAUGGACCAGCCACCCAAGUGAGGUGGUUGCAAGAUGGGAUGAAUUCUGUCGGCAACAAAUCAACAAGCAAGAAGUCACACUCAACCGAGAGGAAUACAUCUGCCUCGAAAAAAAUCAAAUCUGAUGAAUCAUAAAUAAUUUUUGGACACUUGUGCCACAAAAAAUAUUGUAUAUUUUGUUUCUUCAUGCUAAAAAUGCUGCAAGCGCUUAUUGUAAAUUUCUAAUCUUACAUCGUCACCUUACAUCUUGUAAAAAGGCUCAUCUUUUCUCUACUUCAAGUUUAAAUGCAUUGAUGAGAGGACAUUGUAAAUACUCCCCAGACCCUAUUUUAAGCACUAUGUACCACGAUUGUACAUAUUUUUGAAACUCCACUAUAUAUUACAAAGUUAUGCAAUAUGUUUUCAUAAAGCAUCAUCAAUAUCCCUCUAGUUUUAAAACAAAAUAUAUGUAUUACCAGCAAUGUAUGAAAUCUAGCAUUCUAUGCAAUACAUGAGCUAUGCAUUUUGAAUAAUUCUGGAUUUCAUUCAGUUCCUGCGACAAAAUUUACUAAUGCAUGAUAUUUUUUGCAUAUAAACCUUGACCAACAUGUUUAUUGGGUGAGUUGGUUCAUAAUUAAAUGUUUAAUUGCGUAUUGUAAUUAUUUACUGAUAAUUCACUUGCUGUGUUAACUGUAUGUGCGAAAAAAUUCCCCAAUUCCAAGUAUAAAUAUUUUUAUCAAUUUGUGUUAUGAUUUGGUUGUUUCCGAAAUUUUAGAAGCAUUUUUUCUUAACCACUUUUUAAAUAAUUUGGAGAAGUUUAUUUUUUUAACAGUUAUUUUAAACUGCGCAGAUUGAAAUUCAUUUUUUAUGCUUCUGCACAGGACAUCACAUGUGAUGAAAUGCCAUUAGCGCACAGAGCAAAUUAUCAUGUCCUGGCAACUAGGUUGACAGCAAAGCGUAAACAUUAGUGCGCCAAAGUACACCAUUUGUGAUGUCAUAAGGAUCAUACCUUAUUUCCAAAAUCAGACAUUUAAAAAAACUAAAUAAAAAAUAACUGUUAGGGAAAAAAAAGUUUCUUUCUGGCCCCAUGUUAUUUUUUUUCUUUUGCUUAUUCUAUCUAUUCCAGUGACUAAAAGUAGUACUUUUGACUCACAAAAACAAUUCAUUUUCAAAAAUAUUUGAAAAGCAUACAUUGUUUCUUUUCGGAAAGAGAGCAUCACGUUUCUGGCUUUUUUUUUUUGCCAGAUGCUACUUCAUGUUGAUUCAAAUUCAUAAAGUCGCAUUGUUUUCAUUUGUAAGCUGAAAACUUUUAAAAUUUUGAUAUCUUUCAUUUUGAGAACUAAUUUAUCACAAUGAGUUAAAGAUGCAAUAACAUGAAAAAGAAGUGCUGGUCACACUGAUUUUUUUUUCUUCGCUAUGUUUUUGCUUAUGCUUUGCUGCAAUGAAUUUGGUAUGUUUGCACACCUUAUUUGUAAAUUUUUGUGAGUGAAAAAGUUAAUAUUGCAAGUGCACUUAUUGGAAAGUUUUAACUCCGAAGUCCUUAAAAUUAGAGGAAACAGUAUGCUGUAUUUCUCAUCAUCAAAUGCUACAUGCCGCAAUUGUAACUUGAAGAAUUGAAAACAUAUUGUACAUAUAUACAUGGAAAGUCCUUCAUUAAACCAUACUUGUUUUUUUUUGCCUUGUUUGUUUAAAUUUAUGAUUUUAAAUGCAUUUUUCAUAUGUCAUGAAAAAUAAACAUAGGAUUUCAUCUGUUUUUAGAGAAAUGUGAUUUCACAUCACUUUGUGUGUAUAUUCUAAACCAUCUUCAAUAAAUACUCUUAUAUUAUUUGCUGUUAAAUCAUAUUCCAGUUUGUGUAAAAUAAAGAUGAAUUUUAGAUUU